Molecule: messenger RNA, 17158 nt
Organism: Myxocyprinus asiaticus (Chinese sucker)
Lineage: Eukaryota; Metazoa; Chordata; Actinopteri; Cypriniformes; Catostomidae
Exons: 34
Coding region: 306-12191 (3961 amino acids)
Molecular function (GO): protein binding
Source: RefSeq, a predicted model, not a curated record
UUCCCUUAAAACUAUUUUUCCAGCUACUUCAGAAUGACAAGGGGGUGCAGCAUGUGUCAGUUUAUGUGUUUCCCGUGAUGUGUCUAUGAGCUGCUUAUCUUCUCCACCCUUUACUUUGACAUUUGGAGCGUUCAUGAACUGUAAAUGAGGCAGCACGCGCUGAGCUGCUGCAGCCCUGGUCGUCGCUCGUUCCGCUGCCAUCCCUGACACACCAUCGGAGAUAAGCGAGGUGACACGGCAGUUCCCCAGAUGUAUUUCAACACAUCAGAUGCUUUUAUGUGGAAUUGUCUUUUAUAACUGCAGUCAUGACAUCAGUUUGGAAGAGACUUCAGCGCGCAGGCAAAAGAGCGUCGAAGUUUCAGUUCGCUGCGUCCUUUCAAGAACUCACCGUUGAGUGCACGAAAAAGUGGCAGCCAGACAAACUGCGAGUGGUUUGGAUCAGACGAAACAGACGCAUCUGUACCAAGCUUCAUGGCUGGCAACCAGGUAUUAAGAAUCCGUACAGGGGGACUGUUGUCUGGCAGGUUUCUGAGAGCAUUGACAUUACAGUCACGCUGUUUAAGGAUCCAAAUGCAGAAGAAUUUGAGGACAAAGACUGGACAUUUAUCAUAGAGAAUGAAACAAAAGGCCAUCGGAAAAUUUUAGCGUCGGUUGAUGUGAACAUGAAGAAGUAUGCGAGCGCGACGCCAACUCAGUUUGACCUGACACUUAAACUGAAGCCUCUGUCUAUGAAAGUGGUGGACGCCACACUCAAACUCACCCUGUCCUGUGUCUUCCUGAAAGAGGGCAAAGCCACGGAUGAAGACAUGCAGAGUUUGGCCAGUCUGAUGAGUUUAAAGCAGUCUGAUGUUGGAAACCUGGAUGACUUCAAUGACAGUGAUGAAGAGGAGGACAAAAGACUGAGCGCAGCAGUGAAAAUGGCCACAGCAGCAAUAGCUCCUCUUCCUCCUGCCAGGAGAAUACAUGACAAGGCCUGGAGACCUGCUGUAGACACAGGCUCCUCUGAUACAGCUCAUUCUGAAACGGAGUGGAUGAACUGUUCCUUCAUCACACCUAACCUUCCUCUGCAGUACUGCCCCCUGUCAUGCACCGCGCUUGAUCGUUCUGCCCCGCCCCUAUCCACCUCCUAUAUCCAACCCCUCCCGCAGACACGCCCCUCCCCAUACGCCUUCACUAUACCAGCAUUCACUCGUGCUCACCCUCCUGCCCUGCCAAAAAUCUUCCAGCCAUCGGCAGGCUCAGCCGCUGUAUCUGUUGCUCGAAGGCCCUCUGGGGGUCUCACAGACUCUGAGUUAAUGAAUACCAGUCGCACUACAGAGGGCGUAGUUUUGCUUCACUCGCAGCCCCUCUCUUCUCUUCCUGGGAUUAGCACACCUCCCUUCUCUCUUUCUACUCCUCAAUCCUCCUCGUCUCCUCAACAGAACCCUCUGCCUGAUGUUACACAGACAGCUACCUAUUCUGCUGCUCGAGGCAAGGCCUGGAGACCUCGCAGUUUACACUCUUUACCACACUCCCCCUCUGCUUUUGACCCCUCCUCCUCUGACUUUGACUCCUCUCAUGGUUCCAUGACUCUUCCUCUACCUUCGCCCUCAAAAAAUGUUCACGCUGCUUUGGCUGUGACAGGCUCUAUCCUUACAAAGCCUACAAGCAUGCCCUCUGCCACUGAGACAGCAUCUUGGCAAAAAGAGUGGAGGUCCCCUAAACUGCACCCUGCUCUAUGUCCUGCUCCAUCUACCUCAGCAGAACAUAUAAAUCAGCAGCCUGUGCAGGGUUUGGAGAAUAUGUGCCAUCCAGCCUCAACUGCCUCUUCUGCCCCUGCACAAACCACUCUCCUAAUGUGUUCUCCUCUUCGUGCUUUGUCUCCAUCCCAUGUGCAGUCUCCUCCCCCUGUUCUUCCCCAACCAAUGGUUUCUUUUACUGUCACUCCCAACCCUGGUGUAUCAUCUCUCAUUGUGGCUUCUACCUCUGAGCAGCUCAGCCCUGAGUCUGCCUCUAUUUCUAAAACCCAGUCAGCUGCCAUCCCUCCUCAUCCAGCAUCGUUUGUUUCUACUUCCAAUGCUCCUGCUACAUCAUUAAGUUCUCCAUCCACCUCUUAUCCCUGUGCUUCUUCUCUCUCAUCAUCUGUUCAUCUCGCUGUUUCUGAUGCCCCUCGAAAUUCCUCGCUUAAUGUUGGUCCUGUGGUCACUCCACCUGUUGUCUCCGAAUCAGUGUCAACCUCAGACCCUCUCCCAGGCGUCCAGACGUCUGAAUGGAGACAUCAGGUUGUGCCCACCGUUGUUAGACCUAAUGUGCGAAGGCCAAUAGUUUCCUCUCUUGUGGAGGCCCUUGCCUCUCCUUUGUCUUUUCCUCCUUUCAUUCUUCCCUCACCCUAUACCAUGGUCACCGAUCCCCAUAUUUAUACCCACACUUCCACUGCACCCCCUGUUAUUGGUUCCAUUUCUGUCCCUCCCUCUGAUUCUAUCAAAGAGAAACACAGACAGCUAAGUGUAUUACCAGAAGAGGAAUAUCCAAAUACAGUAUGUUCUGCUGAGGAGGAUGCAGACACUAAACCCUCAAAUGUUUCUCACAAUCAUGAACCCCACCCUCGCAAAGCUGGAGUCAUCAGUAUAGCCAACCAAAGGCCAAACAUCAGUAUUGACAAGCAACAACCUGUUUUUGAACUGGAGGUUGUGAGGCCUGCAAAAGGACCAGAUAGUAUGGCCUCUCUGCUGCCCUGUGAACGUAUGUCACCCACUCUCACUGGUGUCAAAUAUUUUGAGCUGCCAAAACCUUGUUUUGAGUUGUCUGAUACAGAGAGAAUGCACACCCAUGCAGUCCUCGAAAAUAUCCCCAAACCUGCUGUAGCACCUUCAUUAUCUACCUCAUUAAGUGAGUUCCAGAUCAGUCAGUCAGAGAUUUCACAGAACUCUGCUGAGCUUGCUGUUUCACACUCAGCUGCACUUGAGUGUCCGGAAGAUGUGAUGACUCCUCAUGAAGACAAUGCUCAGAAACAGCCCUCUUACAUUAAAAGUAGUCGUCAAUCAGAGGAAAUGCAAGAGCAAGAAACAAGCCCAGAAUCUGUGGCACAGCUGCUCUCAAAUCCAGAAAUUUCCCAGUCAAACACCCAAAGCAUGGCCGCUUUGCUGCCCUCUUGCCCAAAAGCAUUAAAUUCUCCUUGGUCACCAUCCAAAUUGACUAAUGAUACAGUUGAGAGUCAAAUAGGAGACUUGUUUGAAGACAGGCUGCCUAGGAUAAGCCAUGUUGACAUCGUUCAAUCUGUUCCCAGCAUGGCGUCUCUUCUUCCAGCAUGCCCAAGAACUGCCUUUGUACCUGGGAUGCCGUCUAUAAUGUUUAAGGACAAAACUUCUAAGUGGCCUUGGGACAAAUCUGUGGUGAUACUGAAAGAGUAUGUUGAUAAAGAGAAACCAGCUAAACUUAUUCAAGACAUGGAAUGCUCAUUUUAUGACCCAAGCACAACAAAAAAUAUGGUGUUACUACGGUUAACUUGUCCAAGAACUGCCAGCAUCCCAGGAUUUCCAUCUUUGGUGUGCCAUAAAGAGGAAUCUCCCAUUAUGGUCAGUCUCCUUCUUAUGUGCCCAAACGUAUCCUUAGUGCCUGGUUUACAGUCAAGAUAUGCACUCAUUUGGUCAGAUAAAAUCUGUUCUGAAGACGAGUUGGUAUUAUGGGAGGGACAUUUUAGGAAAAGUAAGGAACAAAUGUUGCCAGCAUUUUCAAUGGAGGUGAAUUUAGAAACUGCCCGAAAUAUGGUUGCAAUGAGGCCAUCUUGCUCAGUAGCAUCCAAGAUUCCAGGAUUUCCAUCUGCUCCAAAAGCGAAACCAGUUACAAGAACAAGUAUGUUCAGUAUUUUACCAUGUUGUCCAAAAGUUUCCACCAUUGCUGGUUUCCCAUCCACAAAGCUACUUUAUUUUGGCCAAAAUACUGUCCAACAGUGGCCAUCCAACAUUAAUUCACCCUUGAUCAUAACUAAGAAGAAUCAGUCAUACAUGAAAAAAAUGUUGCCUCGAGUUGCAAACGCAUCCAAAGAGGACAUUGAACAAUUAAAGUCUAUGAUUGCCUUAGUACCAUCUUGCCCAAGAAAAGCAAGAACUCCUUGUUUUCCAUCUGUACCUAAGCGAAAACAAGACAUUGCAUUCUGCAUGAAAAAUCUUCUAUCUUCCUGUCCAAAAGCCUCUUGUGUUCCUGGAAUAUCAUCUUUACAAAUGCUUACAAUGAUAUCAGAUUCAGUUAAGGACUGGCCAGAUGACAUUAAGCCAUUUUGGAUAAAGAGACUAGUAUCUCAGCCUUGUCAUUUAAUCUUCCCAUAUCUACCUCAGUAUGAAGUUUCAGAAGACAAAUAUGUUAUUAACAGUAUGGUGUCAUUGAUAUCAUCUUGCCCAAGAAAAGCAAGAAUACCUGGAUUUUCCUCUGCACCAUGGCUCAUGCCUGAAACCCAAAUCAUAUCUGGUGCCCUAUCAACCUGUCCACUAGUGGCUAAAUCUCAAGGCUUCCCCUCUUUAGGCCCAAGCAACAGUUAUGAGGCUAUAGUAAAUAAUUGGCCUUUUAAGGAAGAGGGCUUUUUUUUUAGAAGGUGUUUUAAAGAUACACCAAUGAACAUUGCUUAUCAGGAUAAGGAAUAUUUUAAAGGAAUACAUGCUAUUUUGCCAAGUUGUCCAGUGAAAGCAUGUGUUCCUGGCUUUCCAUCUGCUCCAAAGCCCAAAGUAAGGAAUCCUCCCUUAAUGGUUUACCUUGUCCCUUGUUGCCCUACAGUUUCAAGUGUACCUGGGAUGCUAUCAAGGAAAAUACCCAAAACUGAUUUAAAGUGGCCUUUUAAUGAAAAGCCAUUAUGGGUUAAACAAAUUAAGACCGAGUUGUCUCAGUCUAUAUACACUGUUCCACUACAGUACAGAGAAGCAAAUGAUAAAGGGAUUGCAAGAGAUAUGGUACCUUUGCGCCCAUCUUGUGCAACCAAUGCUAAAUUUCCUGGCUUCCCAUCGGCCCCAAGCCUAGAAAUGGGGAAGAAUGGAACAGAUAUGGUCCCUCUCAUGCCAUCUUGUCCACGUCUUACCAAAGCAUCAGGCAUUCCAUCAGUUGACUUAGGAAAUGGAACAACUACAUGGCCUCUGGAAGAGAAGCCACUGUACAAGAGGACCUUAAAGGAUGAGUCAGUUAUGGUGGAUGUAGCAUUAAAUAACUUGAAUCAAACCUAUAUGGACCAUCUGAAUUAUCACAUGGAAGAGAUGACUACUAUGAUGGCAUCUUAUGCAAGCCAGUCCAGAGUGCCUGGCUUACCACUCACAGAUUCAGAAACUCCAUAUAUGCUUCAUCAAACAAAUAUUAACCUACAGUCCACAGAAGAUGGUGUUCAUAAACAAGAAAAUUCAACUCUGCUUGGUCCAGAAGACAUUGAAAUAGACCGUUCCAGUCCAAGCAAGUCUGACUAUAGUUUUGUUUUAGAACAGACCAAGGAGAAUAUGGACUUUUGGGCAAGACGUAAGGAAGAACAAAAGAGAAUUCUGGAGAGGGGGAACACACAUUACAGAAUGUGGCACUCCAUACCAGACAUGCCAAUAUUACUGACUGUUGGGGAGAGAUGUGAAAGCAAAGGUGCUCAGAUCUCACCUUCUGCCACAUACAACACAGAGAAUUACAAUGAUACUCUGACUGAAAACAAUGAAAUGGAUGAGGGUGUAUUGUGGGCAUCACAAGAAAGACCAGAACAUUUUCCUCACAGAUUAAAGAAACAAGAAGGGACUACCGAAGUUAGUAGUCUGGUCCCUUCUAAACAAGAAGAUCAGUUUACAAGACUGCUACAAGAGUGUGUACCAAACAUGGUUGAUCUUCUUCCAUCAUGUCCACAGUUCUCAAGAGUUCCUGGAUGUUCAUCUACUUUCAUUUCUAACACAUGUGAAACAAACAUGAUCAACUGGCCUGUUGACAUAAGUAUAAUUUGGAACAAUCCAUGUAAAUCAACAAAAGCUAAUUUAUCAGUGCCAUUCUUGGAGAAAUCCCAUGAUGAGAAAAAGUAUAUGGUAUCUUUGACAUACACUUGUCCAAAUGAAGCAAAAUAUCCUGGCUUCCCAUCUGCCAAGAGACGCAUGGUUUUAAGUACAGAUUCCAUGAGUGCACUAUGUGUAUCUUUCCCAGAAACAUCCAUUGUUAUUGGCGCACCUUCACAGCCCUCAUUUCCGGAGGAAAAUCAUCGUGGGGAGUGGCUUUUCAUGGAAACGUCAUUGUUGGAAGAACAUCCUAAACCAAAGCCAGUUUUUAGUAUUGAAAGCCCAGUUGAGGAUUCUGAGAUCCCUGUAAAGAUAGUGGUUCCAUCUUGCCCACCGUCAACACUUGUUCCUGGAUUCCCAACUGCACCAAACAGAAAAGAGAUCAUUAUCAAAUCAAAUGAAGAGGAAAAUCUCAUAUUUACGAAUCCAACAGAGUCUGCAGAGGUGCCAUUGAAGAAUGAGUCCAUGUUUGAAAAUGAGGCACCGGAUGAGAUAUUAGCCAUCAAACCGCAAUCUAAAGAAUGGCCAGAUGCUCUCGGAGACCAACAUGAAGCCAAUAUAAAUGUCAUAGAAUACACAGGGGCUUUGAUUCCCUCCUGUGAAAGAUCUGCACAAAUGGCAGAUUCUAUCCCCAAAGCUCCAAUAGAGGCAAAUAUGUUGAAGCUUCUUCCAUCGUGUCCAGUGCUGUCGAGCAUCCCUGGGUGUCCAUCUCUAAAGGAAUCUGGAGGCUUAGAGUGGGUUACUGAUCAGUCAGUAAUCUUGUGCAGUUUAUUGAAAGAAAGCCAGACUAAUAUUCCUGUUAAAGAUAAAAAAGACACACAAAAAAUUAUGGCUCUUGCACAAACAUGCCCACAAGCAUCACGCAUUCCAGGGUUUCCAUCUAGACCAUAUCCUAAAUCACAGAUGGAACCAAGCAUGCACAACCUUUGUCCUUCUUGCCCAAAGAAUUCUCAUAUAGCUGGUUGUCAGAGCAUCAAAACUCCUCAGAUAUCCAACUGGCCUAUCAGUACAAUAAUCUUAUGGUCAACCCAACUGAAUAAACCACCUAUCUUUGUGGACAUGGACAAGACACGUAGAGAAAACAUUAGUAGAAUGUUUGCUUUGGCACCAACCUGUUCAUCAGUGGCCUGUGUCCCAGGUUUUCCAUCUGUUCCUAAACCAAAAAUGUUGUGCAUCCUUCCCACUUGCCCGGAGAAGUCUAGAAUUAUUGGAUUUUCUUCUCAAGGGAAACCAGACCAUAUGGAUUGGUCUGUUGACAAGAUAACAUUGUGUCAUAUACCUUUUAAAAGGCAGCCUGUAUUUACUGUAGACAAAGUUGAUUGGGUCAGUGAAGUAACAAAAAUAAUGUUUGCAUUGGCUCCAUCCUGUCCGCCACAAGCAAGCAUGCUGGGAUUCCCAUGUGCACCUAAAUGCAAAUUUAAGCCGCAUCUCAAUAUGGUUGAUCUUCAUCAGUGUGUUCCGAAGACAUCAACAGUCAUUGGAUUUUCAUCGAGUAAUGGAAUAAACACAGGAGCGUGGCUUUCAGAUGAAAAGCCUUUGUGGGUGAAGCCUCUUAAAACAACAUCAGAACUGGUUGUCCAGUUCACCUUAGAUCCUUUGUAUGAACAAAUAGACAAAUAUAUCUUUCAGAUGAUGCCUUCACUGGUACCAACAUGCCCAAGUGAAGCUUGCAUACCUGGUUUGCCCUCUUUACCUCAGGUUAAAGUGGACGGAUUCUAUCUAAGUAAAGAGCCAGACAUAGUUAGUCUUUUGCAUUCUUGCCCAAUGAUAGCUUUUACCUUAGGCUUUCCUUCAGUAAAAUCUCUACCCAUGGAAGAGUCUCAAGCUAGGACUUGGUCAGCUCAGAGGUCCAUCUGGGUUAAACCACUUAAAGAGAGAACACUUUUGUCUUUAGAGAGGCCCAAAAAAGAAAAUUUACUGACCUCUGUCUUGCCACAUUCUCCAGAGGCUCCAUUCCCUGGAACUGAUGAGAUACAUUUCAAUAACAAGAUCACUGAAGUGACAUGCUUCCCAGCUGAAGCAAAGCUGUUUGAUUUCCCACUUGCUCCUAUAAGUGCAUAUGAAUCCCAGCAAAGUACCACCCCUAUAACCUCUCUAUCAAGUCCACCCGAAAAACAUAUUGAACACAAAUUUACCCAGCACAUAGAGUCAGAAAAGAAUCAAAUGCUGGAGAUGAAAGAAACUGAUUUAGGAAGUGUUCAUGAGAUGCCCUUGCCUGAAGGUACCGAUAACCAUCAGGAAAAGUUUAUUCUGGAAGAGCAACACAUUGGGGAGCAGUCUUCUAGUAAAACCCAUGAUACCACAAAGCAAGUAGAGACUGAUAUAGCUUUAGGAUGGGAAGUAUUGGAUGCAGAUGAUACUUCAGAAAGAGAAGGAUCUACUGGUCUUGUUAAGACUAUAGUUGAUGUCUUUCACAGAGGUUAUGAGACAGUUGCUGCAAUACUGCAGCCCUCUAGCUCUGGAUUGGUCACGGACACUCUAGAUACUCUCGACAGCCUUUCAUCCUCUGAGGAUCCUGACGACAGCAGCAGCCGUAUGGCCAGUGGAAGUGAUAAUUUAUUGGAGGAGAUAGAGUUUGCUGAACCCUACAUGUGGCACUUGGUCGGUGGUCGUUCGGAAUCUUCACUGUCAUCAAAAGAGACUGAAAGUUGGUUUGUUGAAGAUGAAGAAUUUUGCCUAAUGAGGAAGUGGCCGCCCUUGACAGAGGCUGACCUGAAUGAGAUAACAAAAGAGGAGGACAACAUACAUGUUGACACGUUGAUUCAAGAAGAAACAACUGUUCUUGAAGAGCAGAAGUAUGAGCAAGAUGUUGAUAAUAAUAAGAAUGUGACAGAGGAGGUUAAAAUGAUAGAGAUGUUGAAGGAUGAGGUGGGAGCAGAACUUUCAACCACGUUAUUGCCGGAGAAGGGGCCACAACAUCAUUUUGCCCAAGAGGUCUCUCUUUUCAUCCAACCAAAAAAGGACAUAUUAAUGGAUGAAGAGACACUGCCAAUGUCAUUGACCUCACCAUCCCCACAAACACUGAAUAAACCAAAGCCUUUCCCAGAACAGACUGCUGUUCCAGCGUCAAAAGAACCAGUGCCAUCAAGAAGGACAAAGAGGCAAGACAUUAUUCAAGAGACUUCCUCCUUAUUGACACCAGGUUCCAAUCCAGCUGGAAAUGAGCCAAAUGCCCAGAGUGACGAGAUCUGCAUUAUAAAACAAACUGAUCAUUAUACUCAGAUUAUAUCACACAAUGUACAGCAUAAUGGAAAGGACGUUAAUUAUCCAGAAAGAACGUCAGGCACAGUAAAAGCACUAACCAUUCAAAGUUUUUUAGCUACAGCAGAUGAGAGUCCAUGUCUAGAUAAAACGAUUGAAAAAGAUCGCCCGGCAGAUGUACCUGUCCCAAUGACUCGGACCAAGAAACGGCAAAGUGCUUCUUUUCCUGAUGAUACCAUUGUGGCAGAGACAGACAAAAAUAUGAUAGAAGUAUCCAAAGAUAGAAUUUGUCCAUCAGAAUCAAAAAAAGAGAAGUCCACUCCCCAAGAAACUGUACCAUCAUGUGAUAGCAAGAUGGGAGAAAAUGUUCCACUUUUGCCUCCCAAGGAUUACCCAUCACAACCAAAUAGUGGGAAAACACUGGCAGUUACUCAAUUAUGUGCUCCUAAGAGGCGAAAAAUUGAAGUUCGAACCAACAAUGUUGCUGAAGCCAGUGGCAAAAAGAGUGAAGGAGAAUUUGAAGUAAAGAUCCCACUGCAUUCUAUCAUCUCAGAUGUCUCUCAGUCUGCCACAAGAGAGAUCCAAGCUGAGAAUGAACUGAAUCUGAAAGAGCAGGUAAAGCUUGACUCUGAUGUGAAAAUGCAAAUCAAAUGCACAGAUCUUCCAGUCCCAAUACCUCAUGUGAAAAAGCGUCUUAGUGGUUCUUUUCCAGAUGAUCUUCCAACUCCUUCAUCCUCCCCUUUCCCUCAAGAGGAUUCAGAUAAUACUAUUCCCAAACAAGAAGAGCAUCUGGACCCAAGUCUACCGGUUCCAAUGCCACGUGUGAAGAAACGUCUAAGUGGUUUGUUUCCAGAUGAUCUUGUCCCCUCUCCUUGUCCACCCUUUCCAGCAGAUUCAGUUGACUUAAUGAUCCUUGAGAGAGGACCAAGUGAUACAAGCAUACCUGUCCCAGUUCCCCGCUCAAAGAAGCGUCUCAGUGGCAGCUUCUCUGAUGAGAACCCUCAAAGCUUUCCCCAAGUUUCGUAUGCGACAGUCUCAGAAGAGGGCCAGCUCCCUCUCUCAGGAAAUGAACAAUAUCCUGUUGAAGUGGCUAAAGAGGGUUCUUCACAACUUAAGUCACAACUGAGGACAGAAACAGGAAUAGAGAGCCUUGAGUAUUCAUCCACAUCAACGGGCAAUGAAAUGGAACUAAACAGAAAAGGCAUUGAGGAGUCUGUUAUGGAGAUCGUUGGACAAAUAGUUACUGAUGAGACAGCUAUGAGUGAAAAACAGAAAUCUGGUGCUCCACAGGAUGAAGAUGUUUGUCAGGACAAUUCAGAGAGGUCUGAUUUAAAAAAGCAACUAAAUGAAAAAGAUCAAAGUGCUAAAGGAGAAAAUGAAGCUGUUCUUCCUAAAGACAAUGAGGUUAAAUUGGGCACAGAGACUGUAGAUGUCACAUGUGUUGUCUUAGAUGUGUCUAGACAAGAAUCAGCUGAAGAAUCCAAUCUACCUGUGCCGAUGCCUCGCGUGAAGAAACGUUUAAGUUCUUCUUUCCCAGAAGACAGCUCCAGUCCCAAUGCUUCAUCACCCAAUCAAAAUGAGGUUUCUGUAAAGGCCAGCGAUGAGCCAACAGUGCCUGUUCGUAAUAAAAGGAGGGCAGCAGGAACAGGGGCCAUGGACUUUCAAGGAAGUUCCACAGAUAAGACAUCCACAGCUAGUGAAAUAGAGAUAGCAAGCUUGGUGAGCUCAAGUCAGUCUCUGUUGGAUUGGUGCCAAAAGGUCACAGAAGGUUACAAGGGCGUAAAAAUCACUAACUUCAGCACCUCAUGGCGAAAUGGUCUUGCCUUCUGUGCCAUCCUACAUCACUUCCACCCAGAUAAAGUGAAUUAUGAAAUGCUGGAUCCAUAUGAUAUUAAACGCAACAGCAAGAAGGCAUUUGAUGGUUUUGCCGAACUGGGCAUCUCCAGGCUGAUCGAGCCCUCUGACAUGGUGCUGCUGGCAGUGCCCGACCGGCUCAUUGUGAUGACCUAUCUCAAUCAGAUCCGCACAUAUUUCACGGGCCAGGAGCUCAGUGUCAUACAGAUUGAAAAGAAUAGCAGUGAAUCCAGUUACGCUGUUGGUGAGAAGAGGGAGGAAGCCGACCCUGAGGCAGCUGUUCGCUAUUGUACUGAACGACUCCAGGGCAGCGGCAUCACUCUAGAGACCAAUGGAAACUUUGUUGAAAGGGACGUUAAGGGAGGUGCUGGGGCUUUCGUGCCACCUCCAAGAACUAAGCGAAUGCAAGCUGGAGUCCCAGGGGGUGCUCAGCCUCCGGUGGCACCACCCAGAACUCACUUUAAGGCUUUUUCUCAUGUCAAGGAUGCAAAUCUUGUGAAAAAGCGAAGAUCGCUACUGCGGGGAGAGUCACUGGAUGAAACUGAACUGUCAGAGCAGCCGAGUGCAACAGAGGUUGCAUUAGGUCAAGCAGAAACUGAAGCAGCCAGAGGAGUUUCACAGUCACAAAACACAGAGUCCCAUGCAGAAGGCACUGCAGAAGAAAAACAGGAUGUCAGUCAGUAUGUUCUCAGUGAGAUGCAGGCUCUGGAGGCUGAACAGAAGCAGAUAGAUCACAGGGCAGCCAUCGUGGAGAGGAAAUUAAGAAGUCUUAUGGAAUCUGGUAGUGAUCGUGUAGAAGAAGAGAAACUGAUUCAGGAGUGGUUCACUCUGGUCAACAAGAAGAACGCUUUGAUCAGGAGACAAGACCAUCUACAGUUAUUGCAAGAAGAGCAAGAUUUAGAGAGGAGGUUUGAGAUGCUGAAAAAAGAGCUUCAAGAUCUAAUGGCUGUAGAAGAAUGGAAGAAAACCCAGGCCCAUAAAACCAGAGAGCAGUUGUUGCUGCAGGAGCUGGUGUCUAUAGUCAACCAGAGGGAUGAGCUAGUGCAUGACAUGGACGCCAAAGAAAGAGGGGCUCUUGAAGAGGAAGAAAGGUUGGAGAAAGGUCUGGAAAUGAGGCGCAGAAAGUAUGGAAGUCGGAAAGAGAAGUGUGUGUUACAGUGAGGAAUGCUGUGCACCUGCGGUAAUGCAGGACCGUCUCAUUAAACACUUUGCUGAUGGACUAAUGUGGUGUGUGUGUGGACCAUAUCACAGUAAAUGCCAAUGGAGGACACGACUAGAUGAAUCCUUAUGUUGGAAAGAAAUUUGAGUAUGAGCGCCAGAGAAUGUUUAUUGUGGGUGGAUUGAGAGUUGUUUCUUUUUAGAGACAUUUUAAGCAGUAGAAUGUUUUGUGUGAUGAAUGGACAUUUGUAAUGGUCCAUGGUAUUCUGAAAGCACUUCUUGUUUUGAAAUGUAGAAGCUUUUAGUCUAAAUAUACAAACAGGUGGCCUUUGCAGUGUUAUUUACUUGAUUAUUUAACUAGUUUGUCACUUGCAGUGAUUUUAAGCAUAUCUCAGAUGUCAAAGUUAUGUAACAUUUUAUAAAAAUGUACACUGGUGGCCAAAUGUUUGGAAUAAUGUACAGAUUUUGCUCUUAUGGAAAGAAAUUGGUACUUUAAUUCACCAAAGUGGCAUUCAACUGAUCACAAUGUAUAGUCAAGACAUUAAUAAUGUAAUUAUAAAAUAGAACUUCUUAAACUACUUCAAGUUCUCAUUAAAAAAUCCUCCACGUGCAGCAAUGAUCCUGCAAAUCAAUGAUAGCUUUGCAGAUCCUUGGCAUUCUAGCUGUCAGUUUGUCCAGAUACUCAGGUGACAUUUCACCCAACGCUUUCUGUAGCACUUGCCAUAGAUGUGGCUGUCUUGUCAGGCACUUCUCACGCACCUUACAGUCUAGCUGAUCCCACAAAAGCUCAAUGGGGUUAAGAUCCAUAACACUCUUUUCCAGUUAUCUGUUGUCCAAUGUCUGUGUUUCUUUGCCCACUCUAACCUUUUUUUUUUCUGUUUCAAAAGGGUCUUUUUCUUUGCAAUUCUUCCCAUAAGGCCUGCACCCCUGAGUUUUCUCUUUACUGUUGUACAUGAAACUGGUGUUGAACGUGUAGAAUUCAAUGAAGCUGACAGCUGAGGACAUGUGAGGCAUCUAUUUCUCAAACUAGAGACUCUGAUGUACUUAUCCUCUUGUUUAGUUGUACAUCUGGCCCUCCACAUCUCUUUCUGUCCUUGUUAGAGCCAGCUGUCCUUUGACUUUGAAGACUGUAGUGUACACCUUUGUAUGAAAUCUUCAGUUUUUUGGCAAUUUUAAGCAUUGUAUAGCCUUCAUUCCUCAAAACAAUGAUUGACUGACGAGUUUCUAGGGAAAGCGGUUUCUUUUUGACCAUUUCUGAUCUAAUAUUGACCUUAAGAUAUGCCAGUCUAUUGCAUACUUUGGCAACUCAAAAAAAAAUAAAAAAACACAAAGACAAUGUUAAGCUUCAUUUAAUGAAACAAACAGCUUUCAGAAGUGUUUGAUAUAUGGCAAGUGAUUUUCUAGUACCAAAUUAGCAAUUUAGCAUGAUUACUCCAGGAUAAGGUGUUGGAGUGAUGGCUGCUGGAAAUGGGGCCUGUCUAGAUUUGAUCAAAAAUGACUUUUUUCAAAUAGUGAUGGUGCUGUUUUUUACAUCAGUAAUGUCCUGACUAUACUUUGUGAUCAGUUGAAUGCCACUUUGGUGAAUUAAAGUACCAAUUUCCUUCCGAAACAGCUAAAUCUGUACAUUAUUCCAAACUUUAGGCCGCCAGUGUACACAAACUCGCAGUUUGAACGAAGGAUAUUAGUGUUAAGAAGUCCACUUUUAAAGAAUAGAAAAAUGUUUGUUAGGUGUUCUGUUAGGAAGGUUAUGUGUCCAACUAACCAAUAAAUGCAGACAAGGUGUGAAUUUGUAGCCAAAUAUAAGGACAGUUGUGAUGUUGGCAUAUAUAAUUAUGCAUAGGUUAAUGGGAGUAAAACAAGGGUAGCAUUUUAACUGUUGCACAAGGCUAAGAAGCAGUCCACUUUUUCAUUUAGGGGAAGUUCCAAAUAACAGGCUAAAAUUUUGACCUUUUCAUUAAAAUAAAACUUUGCCAUAUGAAAAUACACAUAAAGAAACAAGUUUAUUUUUUUUUUACAUGUAAUAUCUUCAUCUGAUUAAAUAUACAUACGUACAUUUGCAAAUUUUAUUAAUAGUGAUAAAAUGCCACAACUAAAAUUUUGGAAAUUGCAAAGUAUUGUGUAAAGUUAAGGUCAAAAUCCUUCCAAAAUCUUCAUUAAUGCCUGUAGUACCUACCCUUAAGGUACUUUAUUUGGUUAUUAUGGUAAUGACCUACACAUCGUGUGACAUCUAAAUGACCCCUAAAAGUACUGUUACAAGAGUUGCUUAUCCUUUAGAUAUCAAAUCAUUAUUUGUUUUUGUCUAGACAUAUUUAGUCUUAAAACUGCCCCUUCGGUUUGUUCUUUAGAAAACAAAGUUUAACAAAUUCAACUUGUUAUGUUAUUAAGUGUUAUUUGUUGAUGUUAUACAUAUCAUAAGAUAUUUUAUGAUGAUUAAAUCCAGAGUGACAUUCUGGAUAUUUUGGAUAUUUGUUUGUUGAAAGAAUAUUUGUCUGUAUAUGCCAAAGCAAAAGAUGUGGAGCAUGAAAGACACAAAUCCUCACUCAAUGGAUAACCAAUAUCUUCCUCUAAUAUCAAAUGUGAGUAGAGAAUGCAUAUAAGGCGAGAGUGUGUAUGAACUUUAAAUGUAAGCAUGUUUUAAAUAUCUGAAUCUAGAGUUGGGGUACUCGAGUUCAGACUCGAGUCCGAGUCACGAGUCCAAUUUUAAUGGACUUGGGCUUGUCACGGACUCGGAUGCAUUUUUUACUCGAGCUUCUCGGACUUGGGAUUUUUUUCAGAGUCCGGCAGAGUCCAUGGCAUUUGUGAUGCAAUGAAAAACAAACAAACAAACAAACAAAAAAAUAAUGUAACAUAGGGUGACCAUACAUCCUCUUUUCCCCAGACAUGUCCUCUUUUUCAGACCUGAAAAAAGCGUCCGGCCGGGAUUUCAAAAUUGCCUCUGAAUGUCCGGGAUUCAUAUUCAUGUACUCUUUACAGUUAGUACUAUCAUACAUUCUGUUUAUUUGAUACUGCACAUCAGUUUUCAUGUGUAUAUGUCCUUACGUGUGAUUAUUCUGGCUGAGAGCAGCAGCGCGCACUCUUUCAAAGUACUUUCUCUCUCUCUCUCGCCUGUGCUCUAUGUGUGUGCGGGAAAGAGAUCACCAUUCGCCAGACGUGCUCUGCCACUCUCAUCCAGAAACAUCAAUAACGUAUGUACACUUUUGAAAGUACGUUCCCCAACUCUGCAAAUUAUUAAAUAGAACAGGUUUUAUUAGACUCACUCUUAUACGCAAAGUCAUUUCUAACUGAAAAUGUUGACUAUAUCGAGACAAAAUCAAAUUUACUACGUAUUAGGGACAUUUAAACUAAUAUGACGGAUGAAAUAGACCAUGAUGGAAAUUGUACAACUCAGUCCAUCACAUAUUUAUACUUGCUUUUCAAUGGCAAAAAAGUCAGAAAAUGCAAUGAAGAACAGAAGUCUCAAUUCACUUAUUAUCCAAACUAAAUAUAACGUGAAAACAAACGUCAGUCCAAGGUGAGUUUGUCAAAAAUUUGAUCUUGAUUUUAGGGAAGUAGGCCACACCUGGACACAUCAGGAGGACUGAAAAGUGUGAAGUGUAGUAUAUAUUUUUUAAUGGUAUCUGAUCUUUUCUGUUUUUAUUAUAUGUUGUUGUAUUUAAUUUUAUGGGCAUUAUUAAAUGUUUUAAUAUUACCAUUUAUUAAAUGUAUUUAAUUACAUUACACGUAUUUCACCCAUAAUUUUAGAUAAAACUAAACUAAACUGAAUGGACAAAUUGAAAAUGAAGUAGAAAAAAAACUAAAUAAAUCGAAAUAAUAAUAAUUGGUUGUAAUGACAAAUGCAGUUUUCACUUUCUUUAGUCUAUGUUUGAGUGGAGGGGAAAAAGCAACAAAUAACUGAAAUGUCAACAGAAUGCAAUAAGAAGUGUGUUGAAGGACAGUUUUGUCUUCAUACACCUAAAGCAUAUGCUUUCAUUCUGAAACCAAUUUGAAAUUUGUUCAGCAGGAUCCUAAUACUUUUUUGUUUGUUUGUUUUUUUGCAUUUAUAUUGACAAAUUGUUUUUCUUAAUUUUGAAGGUUAAAAUCAGUUUGAAAUAUUGAUGUUGAGUUUACGGUUACAACUGGAAUUCAGAUUCAUGAACAGAUUCAUUCGGACUCAACUCGGACUCAGCCUGUUAUGGACUCGGUCUUGAGUUAGAAUCAGCCCCUUUUGGACACUGACUCAACUCUGACUCGGUUGUUUAAAGACUCGGACAUGACUCGGACUCGACUAAGGUGGACUCAAACCCAACUCUAUCUGAAUCUAUUAAAAUAGUUCUAUUUGGGAUUAUUACAAGUAUAACAUCAUAUUUAAUCCAUGAAUGGUACCAAAUGUUAAAGUCAAGCAUUCGUGCUCUUUUUGAGGAAUGAUGUUAUACUUGAGUGAAUGGAUGUUUAGCGAGUCUCUGCUCAUUGAAUUGUCAUUAUUCUUUGGCCACUGUUUACCUUUAGUUUGAAAUGUCUUUUUCUUUUUCUUUUUUUUUCAUUAUUCAUAUGUGGUUAAAUUAUAAAUUGUUUUUGAACAGUCCUCAUAUCAACUAAUACACUACGGUUGACAUGCUGGGAAAUGAAAUUUUUUAAAGAUUAUGUAUUGCAUCUGAAUUUGUAUCUGUAAGAGGCUCACAGAUAAGGCUAUAAAAUGUCACUGUAUCUUUUAGUUUUGAUAGCAAAGCUCAGAACAACAGUAAACAGAAACCAUAUCCAUUUAAUUUACAGUAUUUGCACUGUCUUCAAGUUUUUGAGUACAUAUAACAUUUGUUCAGCAGUAACUUGUAUGCUUUAAUGUACAGCAAGAUUCAUAUUUUGUGAUCUUGGAAAGGACAAAAAAGGUAGAAAGAUGUGAGCAAGAGAAAAUGUCAAUACCUUUUUUUUGUUUUUGUUUUUGUUUUUGUUUUAUUUGAACAACUGAAUUAAAAAAGCCACUCGUUCUUUAUUAA